Molecule: messenger RNA, 687 nt
Organism: Leptonychotes weddellii (Weddell seal)
Lineage: Eukaryota; Metazoa; Chordata; Mammalia; Carnivora; Phocidae
Gene: CLDN25
Product: claudin 25
Cellular component (GO): membrane; bicellular tight junction
Molecular function (GO): structural molecule activity
Source: RefSeq, a predicted model, not a curated record
AUGGCCUGGAGUUUCCGCGGGAAAGCCCAGCUUGGAGGACUGCUCCUCUCUCUCCUCGGCUGGGUCUGCUCCUGUGUCACCACCAUCCUGCCUCAGUGGAAAACUCUCAGUCUGGAACUGAACGAAAUGGAGACCUGGAUUAUGGGGCUUUGGGAGGUCUGCGUGAAUCAGGAGGACGUUGCCGUGUGCAAGGCCUUUGAGUCCUUCUUGUCUCUGCCCCAGGAGCUCCAGGUAUCCCGCAUUCUCAUGGUAGCCUCCCAUGGGCUGGGGCUACUGGGGCUUCUGCUCUCUGGCUUUGGGUCCGAAUGCUUCCAGUUUCACAGGAUCAGAUGGGUCUUUAAGAGGCGGCUUUGCCUUCUGGGAGGGACUUUGGAAGCAUCAGCUUCAGCCACUACCCUCUUUCCAGUCUCUUGGGUGGCCUAUGCUACAAUCCAAGACUUCUGGGAUAACAGCAUCCCUGAGAUUGUGCCUCGCUGGGAGUUUGGAGAUGCCCUCUACCUGGGCUGGGCUGCUGGGAUUUUCCUGGCCCUCGGCGGGUUAUUCCUCAUCUUCUCAGCCUGUCUGGGAAAAGAAGAUGUGCCCUCUCUCCAGAUGGCUGGCCCUACAGCCCCACCAUUCUAUGCCGCAGCAGACGAGUCCAGUGAUUCCUUCUAUCUAACAACAAGACCUAGGAACCUAUUCAUCUAG